ACCGAAGUCAUUGAGAUCCUCCAUUUCACGUAUCUCCUAACUCCUAAGCAAACCAACAAAGCUUGCUCAGCUUCUUCUUCUUCCUCCUAAACCAACUACCAAAAAUGUCAGAAUCAUUCAACCGGAGAAAAGUCACAUCAUCGGACAUAAGCCUAGGCCGGAGCUCAAGGACCACUAGACGUAAGGUGAAGCACCAAGUCUCCGACUCCCGUCGUAAUCCCAGUAAGAUUCGUUCAAAGUCUAAUAAAAUCCUCAGCCGAAGUUUCUCGGAGCCGAAUCUCCACCAAAGCAUCGCUGUUGAAGAUGAUGCUGAUCGACUUUGCUCUACGCCGGUGGUAGAUCUCCCGGAGGAAAUCGUUUACCUCUCUAAGAUCCGUUCGGAGGUUUUCGCUUCAGCUCCGUCGUUAUCUGGCUUCUCCUCACCGUCUUCUUCUCCGAUUAACCAACAGGUUUACAAGAGGGAAGCAGAAAAGGUUGUGAUCAAUGUAUCAGUAGAAGGAAGUCCAGGACCUAUAAGGAUUUUGGUUAAGCUAAGCUGCAGCGUGGAAGAAACGAUCAAGAUGGUUGUGGACAAGUAUCGAAAAGAAGGACGAACGCCAAAACUCGAUAAAGAUCUUGCCUUUGAACUGCAUCAGUCGCACUUUAGUAUCCAAUGUUUGGAAAAAACCGAAAUAAUUGGUGAAAUAGGUAGUAGAAGCUUCUACAUGAGGAAGAAGGAACCUGAAAACAUGAUUCUCGUGAUAAAGAAUCUUCCAUCAUCGAACUUGAUCCAAUCUUUUGUCGCACAAAAGAUUGGGAGAAUUGUGAGGAGGACAAGGAAGAUAUGGAACAUCUUGGUAUGUGCUCAGUGAACAACAAAACCGGUUUUAAACAGUAACAAAGUAUUGUUCUAGUUAUGCUUUGCACUUUGGAGCUACACAUAAUAUUUACUUGUGUUGCCUCAAAUUUUAAAUUUUAUAAAAUAGAAUUAAGUUAUUUGUAAAGGUUAUGACUUGCAACAUAUAAACCAUAUGUAUUUUUAUAUUUGCAAAUAUAGAUGUAGAUGUACUAUAA
Molecule: messenger RNA, 1053 nt
Organism: Raphanus sativus (radish)
Lineage: Eukaryota; Viridiplantae; Streptophyta; Magnoliopsida; Brassicales; Brassicaceae
Exons: 3
Coding region: 105-851 (248 amino acids)
Source: RefSeq, a predicted model, not a curated record